This is a messenger RNA of Paecilomyces variotii, 630 nucleotides long. RefSeq names its product putative histone h1.3. The coding region runs from base 1 to 630 and encodes 209 amino acids. NCBI's taxonomy places the organism in Eukaryota, Fungi, Ascomycota, Eurotiomycetes, Eurotiales, Thermoascaceae. The transcript has 3 exons. The record is from RefSeq and is a predicted model, not a curated record.
AUGUCUUCUCCGUCUACUGCCAAGAAUGAGCUUGUCCUCGGUCUCACCGCGAGUGAGGCGAAGAUUCUGAUCCUCGGCAUGGUCUCGACCACCGACGGCAAGGUCGAUUACCAGCUUCUUGCCCAGAAAGGCGGGUACAAGACUAAAGACUCAGCGGCUACCGUCUACAACGGUGCCCGUCGUAAGCUGCUCAAACUGCACGGGGACUCCUCCGCCUCUGCUACUACUGGCGGCGCAAAGUCCAAAACCCUCGCUGCAAAUGAAGGGGAAAAUGACGAAUCCACCGCUACUCCCGCCUCGAAGAAGGGUACCCCUAAACGCAAGAAGGCCACUCCUGCCAUCACCGACAACAACGAAACCCCUGACAGCAAUCUCCCUACUGAUGCUCAGUUGAACGAUCUCGACGAAACCCCGACUCCCACCCCGAAGCGUCAACGCAAGAAGGGAACUGCCGUCAAGGUUGGCAGCCCUAAGAAGACCACCAAAACCUCCAAGGUCAAAGCUGAGGAGACCGGCAAGCACGAAACUCUUGACGACAUGGGCAACCCCUUGCCGUCUCUCGAGCUCGAUGCGGAAGACCGCGCUCUUUCUGCUGAUCUGGACAGAUUCCUCAAGAGCGAAGGGAACUAA